AUGCUUCGCCUAUUUGACGAACUCGAGUCUGGCCAAGGGCUACGCACCUCUGAUAGUAUUUCAAUACUCCCUGUCUAUGCCUUUCGUCUGAGUCCAAUCGGGGAACAGGGUCUCAUCUCCGUGGAUGGUGAGCGCGUACCUUCUGGUGAAUUCCAGGCCGAAGUAAUACCUGGCCAUAUACGGUUGCUGACUGGGCCAAUGAUUUCGCAUUGA
Protopolystoma xenopodis is the source of this 213-nucleotide messenger RNA. The record is from the annotation of a GenBank genome assembly. NCBI's taxonomy places the organism in Eukaryota, Metazoa, Platyhelminthes, Monogenea, Polystomatidea, Polystomatidae.